CUGGGGCUCAGGUGGGAAUAAUUCAUUCUCUAGUGAAUGCAUUCUCUAAGACUCCUGUGACCUGCAUCCUAAAUCCCUUCUGGUAGGAGGCUCCAUCAGCAGUCACCUCAGGGAAAAGAAAAAAUUCCUCACAGAAAUUAUCAGGAAUAAGUGAUUUCUGAUAGAGCUCCAAGUGGAGGAAGUUCCACUGGGAUGUUCCCUGGACCUUCCCCUCCGUGGCAGGACUGUCAUCCUAUUAGCCAAAGCCAGAUUGUGGAGUUGUCCUUCAGGUCCCUCAUGCCUUCUCUAGCAAUGUUACUCACCCCUCUGACAGAGCAGCCCAGCAUCUCACAAGAGUGUGCAUCUGCCCCUGCACAGCCUGGAAAACCAAGCCCCAAGGGAAGGGCCCUACGUAGGAUGCACGGCAGAAUUUGGAUGGCUCACAGAAUUCAUUCUGCUGCAUCUACUUCUACGAAGUGCUGCAGGCUACUGCAGUGGAACUGUUGCCUGUGGAGGACCACAUUAGACUCCAUCUGGAAAGGUGCUGAGGUGUUGGCUGGGCUGCACUGGGCUGGUGGACAGAUCUGCUCUUAAGUAAAGCUGUGCAAAAACUGGGAAGUGCUGCAUCGGAGCUUUUGAAUUUGGACAACUUCCAGGCCUGACAUCCAGAAAGUCAUCCCUAUGGGCAGUAAAGACAAAGAGGCUGGAUGCCAAGGAGGAAGAAUGGUAAAAGCAGCAUCUUUCCAGGAUCCAUGGGCUCUUUGAGAGAUGAUCAGAGGGAGGCCAGAUGAUCUGCACAACACGCACACCACUGUUUCUCAUCUGCAAAGGCAGCAUCGGAGCGUUCUCCCCAGCCCUGCACCACCCGGCUUGCCCGAUCGUUUCCGGAUGUUUCGCAGCUGCGAGUGGGAGGUCCUGGAGCGAUCCCUCAAUAUCCUCCAGGCCAGUGACUUUUACUGGGGCCCCUUGUCUGUGGGGGAGGCCCACGCCAAACUCCAGAGGGAGCCUGUAGGCACCUACUUGGUGCGGGACAGCUCGCAGGGGAACUGCUUGUUCAGCCUGAGUGUGCGGAUGCCAACGGGGCCUGUCAGCCUCCGAAUCUCUUUCCAGGAGGGCUAUUUCCGCCUGAAGAACUGGUUUUCAGACUGUGUGGUCCAGCUGCUGGAGCUGGUGGUGGCAGGGACCCGGAACAACCCCUUACACUUUGAUGAGAUGGGGGGAACCCCCCUGGUCUUCUCUGAGCCCCUGUGCCGGAGCCGCCGGACAGUGCCCACCCUGCGAGAACUGUGCUACCGAAGCCUCCCCGCUGGUGCCAUGACAGGGGACAGAGCAGGGCUGGGGGGCUCCUUGGGGAUGUGUCUGAGGGAGGAGGUGGUUUCACCCCUGCACAGAAGGGGAGGGUCAGAGGGGAGUGUUGUCCCCAGCCCUUCUCUGUCCUGGGCUGGGAGAUGAUGCCGUACAUGUGGGAGACAAAGGGAAAUGCCUGUUAUGUGGCUGUGCUGGUGGGAUGUGUGCCACGCCAGUGGGGCUGGACUGGCUGCUGGCAGAGGAAAGGCGAGGGCAGAGGGGAGCACGGUUUGAACCCGCUGGCUGUGACUGAUGUGUCCUUGUAUGUGCACAGUGUGUGACUUUGCCCAGAGAUGCCUGGGGUAAAGCCAAACCUGAAGAGCAGAGAUUUCCACCAUGACCAAGUCCUGCUCUUGGCUCCAUUUAUAACUUAAAAGCUUAAGAAGAUGACUUGCCUGUCCUCCCAGGUCAGCCCUAUGUUUUCUUCUACCCCAAGUGCUUGAGCUCAUUUCUGCUUCAAACCUGCCCUUGUGAAGUGGUGCAGCUGAGUCCAGUCCCGCAGCAGUGCAGCUUGGACAUUGGUGGGCGUGACCCCUGUGCUGACUGGAUCCCCACGUAGCUGGGGCAGAGUGAGAGCACGUUUCACUCCUUGCAGCACAAAUGCGAUGCCAGUUACUUCAGAGGCCAGCGUUUGCACCAGAGUGAAACCAUUGCAGCCAUGUACGAUGCAGGCAGCUUCACUGGCUUUUGCAUUGCUUUAUUUAAUCGGAUUUUUGUGAGUGCAGAUGGGUUAUGCUAUACCAAGGGCAUGGCAUUCCUGCAGAGGUAACCCUGAUCCGGAGAGUUGUGUCUACCCUGGGAGGGUGUGAAGAGAUGGGAUCCAGUGCCCUUUCUUCUGCUCAUGUGAUAGUGAGCUGCUGCCAUCUAUUGAGCAUCAGAAGAUGUUUUGGUUUUGCCUCCAAAAAGGCAAAGAUUUUUUAUA
Pipra filicauda (Wire-tailed manakin) is the source of this 2248-nucleotide messenger RNA. RefSeq names its product suppressor of cytokine signaling 1-like. The transcript is spliced from 3 exons. Gene Ontology annotation, cellular component: phosphatidylinositol 3-kinase complex. NCBI's taxonomy places the organism in Eukaryota, Metazoa, Chordata, Aves, Passeriformes, Pipridae. The coding region runs from base 748 to 1431 and encodes 227 amino acids. Gene Ontology annotation, molecular function: 1-phosphatidylinositol-3-kinase regulator activity. Gene Ontology annotation, biological process: phosphatidylinositol phosphate biosynthetic process. The record is from RefSeq and is a predicted model, not a curated record.